This is a messenger RNA of Thalassophryne amazonica, 3246 nucleotides long. It is a transcript of the gene ccdc39, whose product is annotated as coiled-coil domain containing 39. Gene Ontology annotation, biological process: inner dynein arm assembly; cilium movement; cilium-dependent cell motility. The record is from RefSeq and is a predicted model, not a curated record. Gene Ontology annotation, cellular component: axoneme. The transcript is spliced from 20 exons. NCBI's taxonomy places the organism in Eukaryota, Metazoa, Chordata, Actinopteri, Batrachoidiformes, Batrachoididae. The coding region runs from base 61 to 2868 and encodes 935 amino acids.
AGGAGGCCAACUGCACUGAUGGCUUUUAAUUGUUGCUUUUAAGCUCAGGUUUUUGUGGAAAUGUCGGUUGACAAUCCGGUUUCGUUUGAGUCAGGCUGGGAUGAGCGGUUUGCUCUUCUCGAGACCAGUUCUGAAAACAAAUCUCUCAUCGAGGAGAUUCAUAAAAAGCAGAAGGAGCUGAUCCAGCUGAAAAAUAAACUUGAGAAAAAUAAUGACCAAAAACAAUUAACAUCCGAUUUUCUCAGAAAUGCCAAACAAGAGCUGGAAAACACUGUGGCUCUUAUUGGGGCCAAAGAAAGAGAUGAAGAGUUGGAAAAACACCACACAGCCCUUGCAGACAGGGAGAAGGGCCGUUUGGCACAGGAGACAGCAAAACUCAACAAUGAGAUAAAAUCUUUAGCUGAGAGGAAGAGCAUGAAAGAGAACUACAUCUUCAAGACGCAACAGAAGUUGGUGCAGUUCAGAAACCAGAUGAAGUGGGACCAGCAGACGAUGGAUGCUUUUUUGGAGGAGUCUGAACAGAAGGAUGACGAUGCUAUGACCAUAAUAAAGUACGCUCAGCAGGACGAGCAGAGGAUCAAGUCACUCACUCUAACUAUAGAGAAGAAGACACUGGAAGCCAAGGAAAAGCGUAAAGCACUCGACAAGGAAUCAACUGAGGCAACAUCUGCACAGGUUGCUUUGGACAAGACUAUUCAGAAUUUGCAGCAGAUGCACCUUGAAUCCCAUCAGCUUAUCCAUCAAUGGGAAAAUACUAUCAAACAGAGGAAGCAGCGGGAUUCUGAGAUCCAUCACUGCGCACUGCAACUUGCCCAAGCCAACCAGAACAUCAGAGAGAAGAACAGCAUCAUUAAAGAGAAGGCACACUUACUGGGUGCUGUGAGGACCAACAGCAGGGAAACUGAGAGGAAAAAAGCCUUAAGUAUGCAACAGAACACAAAACUCCAGCAAGAAUUCAAGGAACUGGAGAGUAACUGCACCAAGCUGCAGGAUGAGAUGAAGACCUGCAAAGGUGCACUGGACAUGAAAAGUGCUGAUGUGAAGUCUGAGAUGUCCCGCAUAUCCAGCAUGAACCAAGAAAUUGAGGACAACAAUGCUAAGCUCAAGAAGGCCAGGAUGCACAAUGCUGCACUGGAGGAGAAACUGAAAGUGGUGACACAGACAUCACUGACUGAGGAGGAGCGAUCCAACCAGAUGGACCAGGUUCUUGCCGACGAGGAACAGGCCAUCAGUGAGUUGGAUAUCCAGCUGUCUGAGCACAGGGAUGAGCUUUUUAGAUCAAAACAACAUUAUCAGACCCUCAAGACGAAGGAGAAGGAUUGUGUUGCUCAGAUAUCGAGGAAUAACGCUACAUUGUCCGACCUGGAAAGGGAGCUGAGAAAACUGGAACUGCAGCUGUUAGAGCAGCAGCGAACCAUGAACUCUCAGGAGUCCCUCAUCAUUGUAAUGAGAAAUAAGUUGUCAUACCUGAAGGGUGAAGAUAACAGUGAGAAAAAAGAAAUGGUCAAAAAGGAGAUUGCUGAGCUGACCUGCACUCUAGAAGAAGAGAAGAAGACAGCCAAACUGAUUACAGAUGGUCUCAAGGAAUGUGAGGAAAGCGUUCGCUAUUUCAGAAAUGACGUGGAAAAAGCAGAAGCCCAGAAGAGAGAUCUGACCGACAAAGUAGAGGAGCUGCAGUUGAUUUGUAAAAAUGGUGAAAAGGACCUGGUAAAAUUCAGGCUCAGAAAAGAGGACACCAUGGUGGAGCACAACAUCGUGAAGAUGCAGGUCAUGCGUGUGAGAAAUCUGCUGUACAACAAGACGGACAACAUGAUCUCCUUGGAGCAGAAUCAGCUGGAGAUGCAGAAAGCCCUGAAGGAGCGUGAGGAGGAGAUCAGAGCAUUCAAAGAGAUGCUCAUCAAACAGCACAGGACCUGUGAUCAGGAGAAACAGGCACGCAGCGCCGAACUGAAAGAAACACUAUCCAAGAUUGAGACAAUGAAGAAACGCUUAGAGGUGCUGACCUUUACCAUAGCACCACCUAAGGGGGAAGAGGAGAAAUCGCAGGCUUACUUCUUCAUAAAGGCUGUGCAAGAGAAAGAGGAGCUCAAGCGGGAGAGAGACAGUUUGGACGCCACAAUUCAGAAGAUGGAGCUGGACAAUGAAGCGUUGGGAAACACUACUCAGUUGUUCAACAACAGUAACUCAGAACUUCACAAAUCCCUAAAAGAAGCAACAGGGUCAAGAUCAGAACACCAGGAAAAACUGAAGCUGGAGAUGCAGCUGAGGAUGGCUGAAGAGUUGCUGAUGUUCAAGAAUAAACAAGUUGAAGAGCUCCAAGAAAACCUAAAGAAGCUGAACAGUGUCGAAGAGGAUCAGCUACAAGAAGAGCGGAAAGCCACAGAGAUCCUAAACCACACUAAGCUGCUCAUCACUAAACUAAACAGAGAUCUCGCUUCACAGCAACAACAAAUAGACAGAGCCAGGAAACAGAUCUUGAAGUUGACCAACCGGAUUCACUCUGCAGCAAACACGAGAACGGAAACCUCUGAUGAAAAGGACGUCAAGCUGAGGGAAAUAAGAGAAUUCAACAAAAAUCUAAACGCUAUGCUUAAUGAGGCCAUGGAGUGCAAACCUGAACUGAGACCUGUGCUCGAGAUGUAUUUUCUGCAGGUCAACCAGCUUCUUCCAUCUUCUGUUUCCACACCGAUCAGCUCCAAGACAAAUUCUGCCCGCAGCUCCAUCGUUGUCAGGUCUGCUGCAUCAUCAGCUAGCUGCAGGUCUGCUGCAGUCACAGCCAGCAGCAGCUCUAGAACCUCUGCAGCGUGUUCUCCUGUCAUAAAGACUGUGCACCUGGACUUGGAUCUGACUGGGCUCAAAAAAGUUUAAUUUACAAAUCAAUUUGAUCUUGUUUAUUUCUAUUUAAUGAUUCCUUGGUAUUUGAUCUGUAAAACAAAGAAAAUUCAGUUGCGCUAAAGACGCAUGCGGAAAUCUAUAGCCAACUGCAUCCAUAUAAGUGAAAUAGAGGUCAUUUUUAAUGCAUCUAUGAAAAUGUGAAAAAAUAUGUAAGUAACUCUUACAAAUAAUAUAUUAAUAUCAGCUGUGCUCCAUUAAUGCUAUGAAUGCUGUAUAUUAUUUGGCUUUAGCGUAGGCUUAAAUGUUUAAUGUUCAUCCUGUUAGUGUACUGCCACAAUAAAAUGCUCAGUGUUGGUUGAUGAUUCUGCAGAUAUUAAGAUAAAUAAAUAUUAAUAAUUAUAAAAAAAACAA